GGAUCGGACGUGCCACGCGCGCGGCGCGCACGGGCGGCGUGAUGGCCUCCAAGACCACCGCGGCGAGGACGACGACGGGCCGCCACCACCACCCGCCGCGGCGCAGGUCCGUGCCCAGCGGGCCGCCGGUGGUGAUCGCGCAGCACGAGUGCCCCAGCGCGAUGCGCGCCCACGUCCUGGAGGUGCCCCCGGGCCGCGACGUCCUCUCGUGCGUCUCCGCGUUCGCGCGGCGCGGGCGGCGGGGCGCGCUGGUGCUGGGCGCGGCCGGCAGCGUCGCCGACGUCGUGCUCCGAGAUCCCGCCGCGCUGGUGCUCCGCGGCACCAUGGAGAUACUGGGCCUGGCCGGCUGCUUCUUCCCUUUCCCGAGCCCCGGCUCGGCGGGGACGGCGGUGUUCCUGGCAGGGCCGCGGGGCACCGUCCUGGGCGGCGCCGUCGCGCCGGGAGGGCUGGUGGCCGCCGGGCCGGUGGUGGUCGUGGUGGCCACGUUUGUCGCGGCGGCGCUGGACCAAGCUCGCCAUCCUCUCCCGCAGUCCCCGCGCGUCCUCCUGCGCGCAACUUCCGGAGCUCCUCCGCCCUCCUCCCGCUCGCCCUCCGGCCGCUUGCCGCACAAGCAAAGAAACGCGAUGGCCGACGGGCAAGCAGCACACGAGCACCUACGACCUGUGAUCCCAAUUGAGCAAGGAAACGCGAGGGACAAGCAGCGCAGCUUCCACCAAAUCUGCCCGCUCGCCGCCAUGGAUGGGCUCCGCGGCCUCCGGCCGCCGCCCUCCGCCAUGGAGGGAACGGGAUCUGCUACCGUGGGCAACUCAUCUCCCUGA
Panicum virgatum (switchgrass) is the source of this 818-nucleotide messenger RNA. Its product is annotated as AT-hook motif nuclear-localized protein 23-like. The transcript has 2 exons. NCBI's taxonomy places the organism in Eukaryota, Viridiplantae, Streptophyta, Magnoliopsida, Poales, Poaceae. Gene Ontology annotation, molecular function: minor groove of adenine-thymine-rich DNA binding; DNA-binding transcription factor activity. Bases 42 to 818 code for a protein of 258 amino acids. Gene Ontology annotation, cellular component: nucleus. The record is from RefSeq and is a predicted model, not a curated record.